AUGCCUACUGUGCCGAGAGGUGGUAUACGCCCUUUAGAAGCUCGGAAUGAAGGUAAAAUGGCCGCAAAAGAUGAGCAAGGGCACAUCAAAAAACUACUCAGCGACAAAGACAAGAACACCUUAGUAAGGGGACGAGAAUGUCCAGACCCACCAAAGCCCCAUUUACCAGCUCGCACCAUCAAUAUGAUUAUUGGUGGUAGCAACGACGCCUCUAUCAAUGACAGUAAGUUCACCGCCACCCAUAUGCUCAAAAGAUCAAUCACCUAUGAACGGUAUAACGGAAUCAAAGGGAGUAUCAUCUACGAUGAGUCAAAUGCUGACGAUUUAACUUUCCCUCACAAUGAUGCACUUGUCAUUACUCUACAAAUUGUUGAUACUCAUAUGAAGAGAAUCAUGGUAGAUGAUGGAAGUGGAGCGUGCAUCAUCCACCCCCUAUUCCUCGCACAGAUGAGGCUCGAGGAUAAGAUAGUGCCACGUUGCAUCACACUCAACGGUUUAAACAAUGCAGUUGAAUAG
Messenger RNA from Nicotiana tabacum (common tobacco), 516 nucleotides. NCBI's taxonomy places the organism in Eukaryota, Viridiplantae, Streptophyta, Magnoliopsida, Solanales, Solanaceae. The record is from RefSeq and is a predicted model, not a curated record.